Molecule: messenger RNA, 946 nt
Organism: Eruca vesicaria subsp. sativa (arugula)
Lineage: Eukaryota; Viridiplantae; Streptophyta; Magnoliopsida; Brassicales; Brassicaceae
Source: the annotation of a GenBank genome assembly
AUGGCGACCGAGGAUGUGAACGAAUCCCUUGCGGCGGCGGAAGUACCGGCCAUAGAGUCAAAGGAGAAGCAGCCUCACAAGCUCGAAAGAAAGUGGAGUUUCUGGUUCGAUAACCAAUCCAAGCCCAAGCAAGGCGCCGCCUGGGGAGCUUCCCUCCGUAAAUCCUGUACCUUCGACACUGUCGAAGAUUUCUGGGGGUGUGUCUUCUUCUCCUCCUUGGUUUCGUCACAUAGUUUGCACGAGAGUAUAUUCAUUCCCAGCAAAUUGACACCGAAUGCUGAUAUUCACUUGUUCAAAGCUGGCGUUGAGCCAAAGUGGGAAGAUCCAGAGUGUGCUAAUGGCGGAAAGUGGACUUAUGUUGUUACCAACAACAGGAAACAAGCUUUAGACAAGGCUUGGCUUGAAACUUUGAUGGCUUUGAUUGGAGAGCAAUUCGAAGAGGCAGAUGAGAUUUGUGGUGUUGUUGCUAGUGUGCGCCAAAAGCAAGACAAGCUCUCAUUGUGGACAAGGACUAAAUCAAAUGAAGCUGUUCUGAUGGGUAUUGGAAAGAAGUGGAAGGAGCUACUUGACGUCACCGACAAGAUAGCAUUCACUAACCAUGAUGAUUCUAGAAGAAGCCGUUUCACUGUCUGAAUAGAAGACGCAAGAGGAAGAUGAAAUAUGCCUUUUUCUUGCACAAUUUGGUCGGUUUACUGAAAUAGCUGAGACCUUUAGUGACAUUCACUUUGAGGUGCAACUCCACAAAAAAUAUGUUUCACUGAGAUGUUUUUAAUAUUAAGUUCAGCAGUUCGAUUAGUCAAUUUUAAAAGCAUUAUUUUUGAAAACCAUUUUUAUUAAACUAAUAUUUGUUUUAUGGAUGCUAUUUACGAUUUUAUUCGUAGGGGUGGGCACGGAGCAAGUACUUGCUAUUUUAGCUAUACUUGCUACCCAAUUUGCUCUGUCCAAG